AGUGCAUGCGCACAUUGGUCCAAGGAUUUUGCCAUCUUCCAUAUCCGUUCUGCUUUACUGCUUUUAUGAUCAGCUGUUAUUCGUAUUAUAAAUCGUUGAUUUUGCGAGUUCUGUUUCUGACGUUUUUCAUUUCUAAUGUCCAGUGAAAACUAAUUUAUGUCUUAGUUUAUUUAUGAAUAAUCUUCCAAAUUGCCUGUGGUAGUUUCGGCUGCUGAGUUGACAGGAUGAGUGACUAUGAGGAUGCGAUCGAGGUGUACGACGACUCUGGCUCGGUUGGACUGCGCAGGCGCAAAGAGCCACUGUGGGAUGCUGACCGGUCGUCGCUCGGGUCCGAUGUGCCCGGAUUGCAUGAAGUCAAGGAACUGCUGGAGAGAGAUGACACAAGCGAAGUGGCCGAGGAGGAGACGAACACGGGAAGACCACUGCCCAGCACACCUGUCGAUCCCAGUCUCAUUGAAACUGAGGUAGCAGACGCGAUCAAGUCGGGCGUGCUCGAGAACGAGUUGGACCUGGGCCACCUGGCGCACUCAGCGGCCGAACAGGCGGAGGAGUUUGUGCGCCGGGUGUGGGAGGCCUCGUGGAGCGUGUGCCACUUCCGCAACCUGCCACGCUGGCUGCAGGACAACGACUACCUGCACCAGGGCCAUCGACCGCCGCUGCCCUCCUUCAGCGCCUGCUUCCGCAGCAUUUUCCGCAUACACUCAGAGACCGGCAACAUAUGGACGCAUCUAUUGGGGUGUGUGGCGUUCAUCGGCGUGGCCAUUUACUUCCUGUCGCGGCCUUCAGAGGAGGUGAAGCUGCAGGAGAAGCUGGUGUUUGCGGCCUACUUUGCCGGUGCCAUUGUCUGCCUCGGCCUCUCCUUCGCCUUCCACACCGUGCACUGUCACUCCGAGAACGUCGGCAAAAUAUUCAGCAAAUUGGACUACUGUGGCAUAGCCCUGCUGAUCACAGGUUCGUUUGUGCCGUGGCUGUACUACGGCUUCUACUGCCACUUCCAAUCGAAGGUCAUCUACCUGUCAGCUGUCAUCACGCUAGGCAUCUCGGCCAUGGUUGUCUCGCUGUGGGACCGCUUUGCCGAACCCAGUCUUAGGCCUUUGAGGGCGGCGGUGUUUGCGGUGUUUGGACUGAGCGGGGUGGUGCCGGCGGUGCACUAUGCGCUGACCGAAGGCUGGCUGAACGCCGUGACGCAGGCCUCACUCGGCUGGCUGGUGCUCAUGGGCUGCCUCUACAUCAUUGGCGCCAUCUUCUAUGCACUCCGGGUGCCCGAGCGAUUCUUUCCCGGAAAAUGUGAUAUUUGGUUCCAGAGCCACCAGAUCUUCCACGUGCUGGUGAUAGCGGCGGCGUUUGUGCACUAUCACGGCAUCACCGAAAUGGCCAUGUACCGCAUGUCGGUCGGCGAGUGUCCGCCCCCCCAGGAGAUUGUCCUCUGACAUUCGCACAUUGCGCAUGCGCAGACCCACAACCGGCAGCAACUCGUCGAUCAACUCGUUCUCUAGUUGGCUGUCGAGGGGGCACUCUAACCGCCCUCAUUCAUUUACUUUCCAACAGCCUCCAACAUCUUGAGGACUCGAAACUUAUUCUGUUGAGCAGCUAAAAAUAAAUUUAACCAGUUUUCAACCGGUAAAUAUCAUUUUUGACCCAAAUAUUGUUGCCACUUUCGAAAAGUUUCCAACAACUGUCAACAAUUUAUUAUUGAAAUUGAGAUCUUGUCGAAUUAUUCUGUAAGAUUAAUUCUCAAAACUAAUAUAUCAUUGAUUUCUAGUGAAUAAUGUAAAUGUAAAUUUUAAACUUUAUGAAUUCGUUUAUUUAUUUGGAUAUUUUCAAGAGUAUAUUUUUUAAAAGUAUCGUGGUUAUUAUUUUUUAUAAUUAAGUAUCAAUUAUCUUACUAAUCAAGUGUUACGGUAGGAAUUUCGUUCAUGUCCUGCGUUUAAUAUUACCGGUUUGUAUUAAUUAUCUCUCAAUAUCCCAAUCCACUGAAUCACAGUAAUUUGAAAUUUCUCAUUUAUUCUAGAAAAAUAUAUUUUUGAAAAUGUAAAUUAAUACGAUUAUUGCUUCCAUCUGGUGAAGUCUUCACUAUAAACUAUCAGAGUUAUUUACAUGAAAGCCCUAUGUUUUUCCCUUUUAUGCUCAAACUUUCGUAUAAGUUUAGUUUACAGAACCGAUGAUUGGUGUUAUUUCGUUUGAAUACUUACUUAAUUUCUAAGAUGAAAAUUCUGAUUGCUUAAAAAUCUCUAGUGUAGCUAUUUUUAAUUAGAUAUGCUUAUAUGAAAAUUAAUGAAUAAAAUUCAAUUUGGUUAUCAAACAUAUUUGAUCAAGUUUUGUUGAUUCAGUACUGUAUAAAGUAUGCUGAAAUUUACUGAGUCAUUAAUUAGGAGUUUAUGGGAAUGCUUUAUAAAUAUUUUGCAGUAGCAACAUUUGUUUUAUCAUGUUAUUAAAUUAUUUCGUUGUACCUUAUUUAAGUUUACAAUUUUAAAAUAAUAAACAUAUUUGUGAUAUCUAUUUGAGUAAUAAACGAUCUGAAAAUUGAUGAUCAUCACAUAUUUCGUAAGAAAUCAGGGUUAAUCGUCAUUAUUUUAGAAAUAUAUUGAUCCUUAGGGAAAGUUUGAUUUAUACCAUUCAAAAACACACAACUUUGAACUAUUCAUUAACAUUUUUAUAACUUUGAACUGUUAACUAUAGAAGCUAAUUUCCAGAAUUAAUAUUCCUGAUGUUAAUUUUUGUGCAAUAAUUUCUUUCUUGAAAAUAUUCUUAACCUACCAUCCCAUACUUAUCAGCUAGUUAAUUUAAGCUUAUAUACCGUAAUUGCUUUGUUAUACGUUUCCUACAUAGAGAAGUCCUUUGAAAUAUAAUUAAUUCAGAUUGAAGCUAUCAAUCUAUUCAUUUCCAAAAUAUAAAUAUGCUUGCUAGUUUAUACCCCAAUUAGCUUUAAUCACUUGAUGAUUUUUUUCAUAACUUCGAUUUAAUGAAAUGUGCACUAUUAAUCAAUAUAAUUCUUUUUUGAAAUUAUAAUAUGUAAUAUAUCACAUGAAUUCAAUUUCAUUUUAAAUACUUCUUUGAGUUGAGAUUUUUUAUAAUAUCAAUAAUUGAUUUGUUAUGCAUUUUUCAUCUGGUUGUAUUAUUGGGAAUUGAGUAGCGUUGCCUGCGAUAUUAUUAAGGAUAAUUUGAAAAUUAUAGAUUAUAUUAAUGAAUAAUCAAUUUUCUUUUUUCAAUUACGGUCAACCAGUUGAAAUUUGUAUUUAAAAGACUUGAGAAGGACAGAAGCACACGACUGUCAAUUUUGAUUUUUACAAAAGGUUUUAGGAUAGUGUAUUAUGUUUGCAUUUUUUAUAAGUAAGCGCUGAUAUUUGGAUUGAGAAUGUGAAGCAAUAGAAAUUGUUGAAAAUAAUUAUUUCUUAGAUAAAAUGAGUUGAUUCAAUCAACCUAAAAUUUGCAAAUGUAUAAGCUAUGAAAUUGUAAGUACUUUUCUAUUCAUCUAUUUAAUUAUUUAGCAUUACAGAACUUCCAGAAAAGAACAGUGGACAAAAUUAAUCUUUUACUGCCAUUUGUUGGGUUAAAAUUGCUGUGUUUUUAGUUGAAGCUUAAAAAAUCAUUCUGACCAGAGAAAAAACAGUUUACUAGUUCUUGCCUCUUUCUAAUUCUACUUUGAUAUUCUAUAUAAUCUUUGAGGAAUGUUAUUCAAAUGGAAAUCAUGCCAAAGCUCUACUCUCAUAUCAGCUUUAUCUGUUAUUUCAUUUUAUAAUUUUUAAUUAUGAAUAUAGCACAUUAUGAUUACGGUUGCUCAUUCUGUUUAAUUACUUGAAGAGCAUAAAAAUUACUGUAAAA
Nilaparvata lugens (brown planthopper) is the source of this 3822-nucleotide messenger RNA. RefSeq names its product adiponectin receptor protein (gene AdipoR). The transcript is spliced from 8 exons. Gene Ontology annotation, biological process: adiponectin-activated signaling pathway. Bases 225 to 1430 code for a protein of 401 amino acids. The record is from RefSeq and is a predicted model, not a curated record. Gene Ontology annotation, cellular component: plasma membrane. Gene Ontology annotation, molecular function: signaling receptor activity. NCBI's taxonomy places the organism in Eukaryota, Metazoa, Arthropoda, Insecta, Hemiptera, Delphacidae.